UCACUCCAAGACCUGAACAAUGUUAGGUGCGACAAUUCUGCUACAUCUGAACUUUGCCUUCAAGGUGAACCUCAUAAUGUGUCUUCAGUGAAUCUAUUAUUUCAUGACUUCCUUUUUGAGAAACUUUUUUGCAAAAAUCCAGUGGCCAGAAGUGAGAAGAAGGUCUGAACCUGGGCCAAGAGACACCGCUGUCUGUGCAUCAUCACAUUUAUAUUCCAGUGUUAGGCAGCUCUUUGAAGGGAGAGCAGGCGGCGAGCUGCUGCUCAGUGUCAGGAGGGGGUCUGAGCCAGCAACACAUACAGGAGAGAUCAGGACAAGUCCUGAAGUGCGGGACCCCCGGACACUGACUGUGCCAGUACCCGAGGCUCUAAUGACCAAGGAGGAGCAGGGAAGCUGCGGGGGACACUCAGCAUGACACAAUCAGCUGGUGGGACACUGACUCCAAACUUGUCACCAAGUGAAUCUUCUUCGCCAGAAGUUCCUACAAGACGGCCCUAAACCAGGAGGAACACGUACGAAAAUCACAUCGCCGAUGCCCAGACCUCAAGGCGGCCAUUGAGAACAAUGAUUGACUUGUGUCAUGCCAUUAGUCAUCAGCUGACCGGCCUCUUCCCCCACAACUGAUGAGACCACGGGACAAGCGUGUUGGAAAUGGAAUAAAUCUAUUACCAGCUUGCUACAUCCAGUACAACACGUAACCCCCUACUGCCUUGAGAGAUCUGGUGUGAUAAGGAGCCAUGGGUGACUGGACCUUCCUAGGAGAAUUCUUAGAAGAAGUACAAAAACAUUCCACAGUGGUGGGAAAAGUAUGGUUGACCGUCCUAUUUAUUUUCCGGAUGUUGGUUCUGGGCACCGCAGCUGAAUCUUCUUGGGGAGAUGAAAAAUCUGACUUCAUGUGCGACACCACUCAACCUGGUUGUGAGAACGUCUGUUACGACAAAGCAUUCCCCAUUUCCCACAUCCGAUUCUGGGUUCUCCAGAUUAUUUUUGUCUCCACUCCAUCUCUGCUCUACAUGGGACAUGCCAUGCAUACUGUACGGGUGGAGGAAAAAAAAAAGCUCAGGGAAGAAGAGACUAAAUCCAAACAGGACAUGAAUGAUGACUCGACUUAUCAUCAAAAAGAGUACCCAGCGGAAAAAUUAGACCUUCCAUAUCGGGAUGAGGUGAGCGGUAAGAUCAGGCUUCAAGGAAGUCUUCUGAACACCUACGUGUGUAGCAUCCUCAUUCGCACCGCGAUGGAAGUAGCUUUUAUUGUUGGACAGUAUAUGCUCUAUGGAAUCUUUUUGGAUACCCUCUAUAUAUGUAAAAGAAAACCAUGUCCCCAUCCUGUCAACUGCUAUGUGUCCCGGCCAACCGAGAAAAACGUCUUCAUCAUCUUCAUGUUGGCCGUUGCCACCCUCUCACUUCUACUUAGCCUUGUUGAGCUGUACUAUCUGUUAUGGAAAAAGUUCAACCACAGAUCAUCUAGUCGGUCUACUCACACGACCAAUGCACUUAGAGUGGCUACCAUAGAACCGGAAAAUCGGUCUCAAAGUUGCACCCCACCUCCAGAUUUUAACCAAUGCUUGAACACUAAGGGUAAAUUCAACAACCCUUUCAACAACACUAUGGCAUCUCAGCAGAACACGGCCAACUUUGCCACCGAAAGGGUUCAAAGUGACGAUGAUCUAAGCCAAGCGCAGUUCAUCCACAUAAACUAUGCGCAAAACGCCCCAAUAAACAACCAUUCAACACCCAACGGGUACUGCCACAAUGGACGACGCCUGAGUAAAACCAGCCGUACAAGCAGCAAGGCUCGUUCAGAUGACCUGGCGGUGUGAUCUGCCAUGAGGAUAUUUAUGUGUUUUUUUUUGUAUCCAUUCAUUUCGUAUUUAUACAGCAAUAGAAGACAUUUUGAUUCCCGGAUGUAAUUCCGAUCUCGAGAACUCAUUUUUGUACUGUAGUUUAUGCCAUAAAAUUUUGUGUAAAAAAAAAAUUAAAAAAUUUAAAUGCA
Bufo gargarizans (Asiatic toad) is the source of this 1993-nucleotide messenger RNA. It is a transcript of the gene GJA5, whose product is annotated as gap junction protein alpha 5. Gene Ontology annotation, biological process: cell communication. The transcript is spliced from 3 exons. The coding region runs from base 738 to 1820 and encodes 360 amino acids. The record is from RefSeq and is a predicted model, not a curated record. Lineage: Eukaryota; Metazoa; Chordata; Amphibia; Anura; Bufonidae. Gene Ontology annotation, cellular component: connexin complex.